Molecule: messenger RNA, 2017 nt
Organism: Hemibagrus wyckioides
Lineage: Eukaryota; Metazoa; Chordata; Actinopteri; Siluriformes; Bagridae
Gene: clk4b
Product: CDC-like kinase 4b
Exons: 12
Coding region: 165-1715 (516 amino acids)
Biological process (GO): protein phosphorylation; regulation of RNA splicing
Cellular component (GO): nucleus
Molecular function (GO): protein tyrosine kinase activity; ATP binding
Source: RefSeq, a predicted model, not a curated record
CUUACCGCUGGAAUGAGGCGCCAUUUGGAGUUCACCCAAACUCAUUACUAGCUCUUAUACACACACACACGUUUGUGGUUCGGUGCCGAGGGAGUACAGUCUGUCCUUUUACGACUCGUCAUAAACCCUUGUUUGAGCCGAGGAUAUUUUUAAACGGAGGACACAUGCGGCGCUCGAGACGGAUGCGCUGUCCCGAUGGACGCAGGACGGAGGUGUGGAGCUGGGAGGAGGAGGAGGAAGAGUGGAGUGUGGAGACUCACAAGUGCUCAAGGAGGGACUCGUGUAGCAGUGAGAGGGACAGGAGACCAAGACGGUUCCACCACUACAGAACGUACGAGAGGUGCAACAAAAGCACUAGGGGGCUGGAGUACGCAGAGCACAGGGCGACAGAGCCCGGGCUGAAGGCGUGCGGCCAUGAGAAGACAGCGAGUGUCCGAGGCGUUCCUGAGAAGGAACAGGACAAGGAAAGGGACAGGCAUUGGCACCACUACAGCAAAAACUUGGCUCGAUACAGUAGCAGAGAACAACAACGCUCUAAGCACCGCAACAGCCGGUCACACUCGAGAAGUCAUCGCAGGAAAAGAACCAGGAGUUUUGAAGAUGAUGAGGAGGGUCACCUGAUCUAUCACAAUGGACAAGUGCUAAGAGCAAGAUAUGAGAUUGUAAGCACUCUAGGUGAAGGAGCUUUUGGAAAAGUAGUGGAGUGUCUCGACCACACCAAAGACGGUAUCAGGGUGGCCCUGAAGAUUAUCAAAAAUCAGGAGCGCUAUCGCGAGGCAGCUCUUAUCGAAGUGGACGUGCUGAAACAGAUGAAUAUGCUGGACACUGAAAAUCAGUUUGCCUGUGUGCGGAUGCUGGACUGGUUUGAUCACUACGGUCACAUCUGCAUCGUGUUUGAGUUGUUGGGGCUGAGCACAUACGACUUCCUGAAGGAGAAUGACUACAUGCCCUUUACAGUUGACCAGAUCAGACACAUGGCAGAUCAGAUCAUCAGAGCCGUCCACUUUCUUCAUCAGAACAAGUUAACACACACUGACCUGAAACCUGAAAACAUUCUCUUUGUCAAUUCAGACUGUGACAUCGAAUACAAUGCCAAGUUGAAACGGGAUGAGAGGACGCUGAAGAACCUCAGCGUGAAGGUUGUAGACUUUGGCAAUGCUACGUAUGACCAUGAGCACCAUACCUCAGUGGUGUCCACACGUCACUACAGAGCGCCCGAGGUUGUUUUGGGUAAGAAACUCCUCCUUAUAGAGAGCAGUACGAAUGUGGAAUCGGACUUUUCUGUUUACACACAAUUCUCUUCAUUCUCAGAGCUGGGCUGGAAUCAGGCAUGUGAUGUUUGGAGUUUGGGCUGCAUUCUGAUUGAGUAUUAUCUGGGAUUAACACUGUUUCAGACUCAUGACAGCAAGGAGCAUCUAGCCAUGAUGGAAAGGGUUCUAGGACCAAUACCGGCACACAUGCUCCAACAAACGAGGAAACGGCACUAUGUUCAUCAUGGCAAGCUGGACUGGGAUGAGUACAGCUCAUCAGGAAGAUACGUGAGGAAGCACUGCAAGCCUCUCAAGCACUACAUGUCCUCCAAGAGCUUGGCUCACGAGCAGCUGUUUGAUCUGCUCCAGAAGAUGAUGGAGUACGACGUGUCCAAGCGUAUCACCCUCGAGGAGGCCAUCAAACACCCGUUUUUCACCCCACUUAGGAAAAAGUGUGAAAAGUGAACCUCUGUUAACCAGAUUCACCCUUUUUACACCUCCCACGGAGACUCCCGCUGACUGUAUCAGUCUGCUUUACCAGAGCAAUACGUUUAAGAGAGCGCUUUAAGUGUUAAAAGGAAUGCAGCUACAAGUACAUCUGUGCUUCGUUACAGCUGUGUAAAGAUGACUGGUGCAUAAGAAUGGUGCAUAUUUCUCAUUCAAAGUUACCCGCUUGCUUAAUGUACAUAUUUAUUUUGUGAUCUCACGUGUAAAAUGUGUUCCACUGGAUUUUUGUGUUAAUUAAACUUUACUACAUUUUCAGAUAA